GUUUGGUGUAUAUCUACCUUGCUUUGUCGACAGAAUUUCUUGGAAAUGGGCCGUACUGUCCUAAGAAUCUACACAGAGCGGGACGUUUACUCAUGCCCCAAAUUGAGCGGAGAUGGUAAAAUGUCUCGAAUGUAGCUGCGCGUAUUUACCUCAAGAAGGGCUAAAGUACCUAAAGUACGGUAGAGCAAUUUUUUUCAAGACUUCGUAUAAGUGUAUUUGUGUGAGACCAAUAGCACAGCUCACUGACUGGAUGGAUAGAAGACAGACGAAUAUGAAUGAGGAAAGGCGUCCACUAAUAGCUUCAGGUGGUUUACAUACCACAAGUAUAACCUUAGAAGAGUAUGGAAGGGCUAUUCGUAUCAACGAUAGUGCUUUUGCAGCCACGAAUCACUUUAUUCGUCAAAGUAGACCAUUUUUUCCAAAAAGAAAAUUGCGCGAAUACUUUUACUUUAAGCGGAUGAGAUGGCUUAUUGCUUUACUUUUUCUUGCUAAUUUCCUCUGUUUUGACAGUCUUUACAUGGCAUUGGCAAUGGAUACCAUGAAUCUGCUCUUAUUGUUCAUAUUCUUACAGCAUCAAUUUGUUAACUGUUGCACCAUGACCUAUGUUCGAAGCCAACCUGUCAUCGACAGCCAACAAGCAUGGAAUACGUUUUACAAGUUUUCAGUUCGUGAGCUACAUGGUGCUUUUUUACACAUCUAUGAAAGUGGCUUAGGAUACGUAGCCCUCAGUGAACAAGAGGUACAAGUCCAGGUUUUUAACAAAGUGGCUGAUAUGUACAUGAAACAUGCACAAUGCUACUCAAUAUGGUUUCUUUUGCUUAUCAUAUUAAUGGCAAGCUACAGUGGCUUCUGGUCAUAUGCACAUUGGGGUGAAUGGAAAUCAUGUCAGCAAUUUAAACACUUUAGAUAAAUUGCCAAUUUUUGCCUUUCAUACUACUUAAUUUUAUUUUAAAGCUUAGCAUUUUAGCUAGAUAUAUAAAGAAAGUAUAUAUAUAAGAAAUUUUUUAGCUUAUUAUUUUUUAGCUUAUUAUUUUUGGUGAUUUUCUUAAAUGUCUUAAUAAUGGAGUCUUUUAAGGUUACUGAGUUGUGGUUGCAGUAGUUGAAAAUUUAAGAUUGGUACCCAACAGAAUAUUUAAAAACACUAGUCGUUAGCCCGUGGAAAAUCCACGGGUUCGCCCAUCCUUUUUAUACCACAUUGCGUGCUUCUAGCUAUUGUGCAGCUAAGCUACCAUUUUGCGUGACAUACAGACACAUGUAUACGGGUAUUUUAAUAUAGAUAAUUGUAAAUUAUUUAAACAUAGGAGACUGAAAAUACAAAUAAUAAAUGUCCCCUGUAGAAAAUAAGCUGAGUAAUGUAUGUGAUAAAUGUGUGUUAAAAUUUAAUGUACAGUGAUAUUGAUUUUUUUCCGUAAGUCUAUAAGUAAUCCGGUUAAAUUUUUACAAAGUAUAUUCAGAUUGUUAGUUGUAAAUUAAUGUAUUUUCUUAAACAGAAUUUACACGAAAAAGUGUUGCAGGAAUAAAAAAAAUUAUUUUUAGUUAUUUUUAUUUAAAUGAGAAAACAACAAAUCAUUGAAAUUACGAUCUCAUUCUCAGUGCUUCUUUUUCCCUUUCUGAUGUCUGAAUGGCAGGAAAUAAUUAUCUCAAGUACUAUUUAUUAAAAAUACCUUCCUCUCUGCAGUGUUUCCCGUAUGUCAUCUCGAACACCAGAUCUCAGAAGAAUUUCAUUUUGCGAAUAGAGUUUUAAUAAUAAUAUGAUAAAGUUUCAAUGACCGAUUUUUAUUACAUAAUUUGGCAUAUGUUUGGCAUUUCAGAUCAUUAUUUUGUUGUUCUAAACAAUUGAACUAAAUUGUUCUUAACUUUAUAUUGUAGUCUGAUAUUCUUAUUAUUAAGCAUGUAUUUUAACUAAAAGGUGCAGCGCAAGUUUACGACUAUCCUCAGUUUUUUAGGUUUUUUCUACGUUAGGAAAAAACCCAAAAAAAAAGUCCUGUAAAACCUAUAUAGUUACCCGGACGAAGUUGCGAUUAUACAAAUAAUUAAAGGCGUUUUUUGUCCUUCAUCAAAGUCGAAGGGGCAAAAAUGGUUAAAUUAAAUGCACACACAAUGGCUUACUAUACUCCUGAAUUUCGCGAAUAAUGAAAUUGAAAGAAAUUCGAUAGAAUACAUUUUCGCCAAUGGCAACUGGCAAUUAAAGCAUUUAGCGAACAGUACAAAAAUUCGCAAAGUGGCGAAAAUUUAUAUAUUAAAUCCAUACAAACCUGGGUUAACAGCAAAA
Molecule: messenger RNA, 2272 nt
Organism: Hydractinia symbiolongicarpus
Lineage: Eukaryota; Metazoa; Cnidaria; Hydrozoa; Anthoathecata; Hydractiniidae
Exons: 1
Coding region: 113-910 (265 amino acids)
Source: RefSeq, a predicted model, not a curated record